Messenger RNA from Punctularia strigosozonata HHB-11173 SS5, 530 nucleotides. RefSeq lists its product as uncharacterized. The transcript is spliced from 2 exons. Bases 17 to 322 code for a protein of 101 amino acids. Lineage: Eukaryota; Fungi; Basidiomycota; Agaricomycetes; Corticiales; Punctulariaceae. The record is from RefSeq and is a predicted model, not a curated record.
UUGCGUCGCGUUGCACAUGGAUCCCUCGCAUGGUGUACCACAAGGCACCGCGGAAACAUUCCAUCAGGCGCCGCUACAUCCCUUUCCUCCCUUGAAAGGACCGGUCGAUUGGACGGACGAUUUGAAAUGGGUGCGCAAGCCGCGGGGUGGUCGAGGGCUCGGAAAGGAGGUUCUCUCCAUGUUCCGGAUCUGGGAGCACUCGCUCACUCGAGUGCUAAACUUCAGCCGCUUGCUGGCGAUGCUCGCACUUGCUCGGGUUCCUGAGAUGACUCUGAACACAAAUACAGCCAGUCUCAGUCUAAGUCGCUCAGUCGAUGCGUAGGCAGUCCCGUCACUGAUUUCAAGUCAGCGGAGAACUAACUUGUAGAUCUUAGGUUCCACAGCUCUUCGAAUAUCCUUGGUGGCCGGAGACAUCCGAUUCUCACCCCUACAAUGUCUCGCGGUCAUAAACCCCGCAGUCCAAUGUUAGAGAAGACAGGCACGCCCCUUCAUCGUAUGUUAAUCUUCAGACAAACCACGUCAGUACUCCG